Messenger RNA from Oreochromis niloticus (Nile tilapia), 3649 nucleotides. It is a transcript of the gene smc5, whose product is annotated as structural maintenance of chromosomes 5. Gene Ontology annotation, cellular component: Smc5-Smc6 complex; nucleus. The coding region runs from base 96 to 3332 and encodes 1078 amino acids. Gene Ontology annotation, biological process: double-strand break repair via homologous recombination. The transcript has 24 exons. The record is from RefSeq and is a predicted model, not a curated record. Gene Ontology annotation, molecular function: ATP hydrolysis activity; single-stranded DNA binding. Lineage: Eukaryota; Metazoa; Chordata; Actinopteri; Cichliformes; Cichlidae.
CCGGCUUUCAGCAGCAACUGGGCAAAGCGCGCGAGGUGUCUGUCCGUGUGCGUGAACGUGCAUGGUUGUCUUGUGGGUUCCCUUUUGGGGUCACCAUGGCCGAACCCAGCAAACGACAGAGGCUCAGUCACAUUAACAGCAGCUCACAAACUUCGAGUAAAAGCUUAUCGAGCAUUUUCACGGACAGUCAGGACGAAGGACUCGAGGGGGAGGGUCGAUAUGUGGAGGGAUCCAUACUUCGGAUCACCAUGAAGAACUUCCUGACGUACGACUACUCUGUGGUGUAUCCUGGACCUAAUCUGAACAUGAUUGUCGGGGCCAAUGGUACUGGAAAGUCCAGCAUUGUGUGUGCCAUCUGUCUGUGUCUGGCUGGCAAGACAGCUGUUCUUGGCAGAGGUGAUAAGGUUGGGCUCUAUGUCAAGCGUGGUUGCAAAAAAGGCCAUGUUGAAAUUGAACUGUACAAAAGAGGUGGUAACGUAGUGAUUUUUAGAGAGAUACAUGCGGAGAACAAUCAGUCUCUGUGGAUGUUGAAUGAUCGGCAGUGCAGCCAGAAGGCGGUGGAAGAGGAAGUCAAAGCUCUGCGCAUCCAAGUCAGCAACCUCUGUCAGUUUCUACCUCAGGAAAAAGUUGGCGAGUUUGCCAAGAUGUCCAAAAUUGAGUUGCUGGAAGCAACUGAGAAGUCAGUGGGCCCACCAGAGAUGUAUGAAUACCACUGUGAGCUCAAAAACUUCCGCAACAAAGAACGAGAACUGGAGAACAUUGUGAAGGAGAAAGCAAGCUUCCUGGAGAAAGCCAAGCAGCGAAAUGAAAGGAAUAAACACGAUGUAAACCGUUACUACGAAAAAAAGAGGCAUCUGGAUGUAAUCGAGUUGCUCGAGAAGAAGAAACCAUGGGUGGAGUACGAGACCACACGUAAGGAACUUGAGGGUGUGAAGAAGGAGCGUGACGAGGCGAAAAAGCAGCUUUUAAGCCUAAAGCAGACCCAGGCGCCCAUGGUGAAGAAGAUCCAACAGAUUGAGGAGCAGCUGAAGCCAACUGAGGCACAGAUAAAGGCUAAGACUGCUGCCAUCAAAGAAGCCUCGCUGAAGUGCAAACAGAAACAAGAUCAGCUGGAUCGAAAAAACAAAGAGAUUGACGAUAUUAAACAAAAAUGCAGACUCAAGCAGAUGGAGGAGGAAGACCACCAGAAGCGAAUCAGCAACACCAGAAGAACCAUCGAAGACCUGAAGGCGGAGCUUGCCAAAGUUGGCGACCAGCCUGAUGUAACCCCGCGCAUCAACGCCGUCAACGCUGAUCUGAGGCGCAUUCAGGAGGAGAGAGCCAAGAUCGAAGGGGAGAAGGGCGACCUGCGCAGGGAGAAGGACAACCUUUGUGCUGAAUCCAGAAUGUUGGAGAAGAAGCUCAAUGACAUGAACAACAUGAUGAAUGCCAAAGAGGAGAAGCUGCGAGGACGUCACAGGGACACACACACUGCCCUCCAGUGGCUCAGACAGAACAAGCAACUCUUUCGUGGAAACGUCUACGAGCCCAUGAUGCUGGUGAUCAAUGUGAAGGAUCACCGCUUUGCUAAGUAUGUGGAGAACCACAUCUCAUUCCACGACCUCCGUGCGUUCGUUUUCCAGAGGAAAGACGACAUGGAGAAGUUUAUGAUCGAGGUCCGUGACAAGAUGAACUUGAAGGUGAACUCCAUCUGUGCUCCGGAGGAGUCAUGUUCUAAGCGACCGCCAUCCCGAAAUAUUGAGUCCCUGAGGCGUUUUGGGUUCUUCACCUACCUCCGAGAGAUGUUUGACGCCCCCGAUGAGGUCAUGAGUUACCUCUGUCACCAGUACAGGGUGCAUGACGUGCCAGUGGGCAAUGAGCGAACCAAAUCCAUGAUUAAAACGGUGAUUGAGGAGCCCUACCUCAAGGUGCUGUACACAACAGAGGAGAGGUACACUGUCAAAAGGUCCUUUUACUCUAACAAGAUAAGCACCAGCAACUCUGCGGUACACCCUUCCCAGUACCUCACCAUCACUGUGGAUGCUGAAGAGAAACGGCAGCUAGAGCAGCAGAUGAAGUCCUGUGAGUCAAAGCUGCGAGACAUCGACGAGAGGAUGAAGGCCUUGCAGAAGGAAGCUGUUGCACUGGACCGCCGUGACAAUGAACUGUUGGCAGAGAAGAAGCGUCUCUCUGAACUAAAGGGGAAAAAACGACAACUGGAGCAGAAAAUUAGUACCAAACAGGACAGUCUGAAGCAGAUGGAGCAGAAUAUUAUUGACCUGAAAAAGAUUGAGGAGGAGACUAAAGAGAAAAUUGCAGCUGUAAAUGCUGAGAAAGUGACCAUAGUGACUGCAUUCAUGGCCCAAAUGAAGCUGAGAGCCAAGCUGACGAUGGAGAAGGUGCAUCUGGCGUUGGAGACGGUGGGACUGACGGCAGAGAAGAACAAGCUCGAGAAUGACUGCAGAGAAGGUGCCUCUGACCUGAGGACCACUGAUCAAAAAUGCAGCCGUCUGGAGCAGAGAAAGGUGCAGCUGACAGACCAGUGCAAAGGGCUGUUGAAGAGAGCAAAGGCGAUCUGUAAGAUGCAGCCUGAUCAGUCAUUACCCGAAGACCUGCGUAAUGCUUUCAGCAAGCUCCCCGACACGCUGGAUGAGGUCGAUGCCAUGCUGAAUGAGGAGCGCUCCAGAGCCGAGUGCUUCACUGGCCUCAGUGAAAAUGUUGUCGAUGAGUACAACAGGAGAGAGCAGGAGAUUAAACAAAUGGAGAAAGAGCUGGAAGAAAAGAGCAACGCCCUGAAUGCCUACCGACAGAACAUAUCUGAGGCUAAGGAACGCUGGCUUAAUCCUCUGAAACAUCUGGUUGAACAGAUAAAUGAGAAGUUCAGUGCUUUCUUUCGCUCCAUGCAGUGUGCAGGAGAAGUUGAUCUGCAUUCAGAGAAUGAGGAGGAGUACGACAAGUACGGGAUCCGCAUCCGGGUGAAGUUUCACGCCACCACCCAGCUCCACGAGCUGACGCCUUACCAUCAGAGUGGAGGAGAGCGCAGUGUCUCCACCAUGCUUUACCUCAUGGCUUUGCAGGAGCUCAACCGCUGUCCCUUCAGAGUGGUGGAUGAGAUCAAUCAGGGAAUGGAUCCUGUAAAUGAAAGAAGAGUCUUUGACAUUGUGGUCCGCACAGCCUGCAAAGAGACAACGUCCCAGUACUUCUUCAUAACACCUAAACUGCUGCAGAAUCUUACGUAUGCCGAGGAGAUGACCAUCCUUUGCGUCCAUAACGGCCCCCACAUGCUCUCCCCCAACCAGUGGGACGAGAGGGCUUUCGUCAGACGGUGUCUUGAAAGAAAAGCCAGGGCAUGAGCCCUCUGGAUUGACCUGUUCUCCUUGAAACUCUAGUUUUAAGGAGUGUUUAUAAUUUUUAAAAAAGAAUUAUUGGGUAUACUUUGUCACUUAAUGUUCAGAAUCUUUAAUGCUGCCAUUUUUGCAGUUUUUUGGUUUUGUUUUAAUGGUAUUGGGCAUUAUAAAAAAGAUUAAGAGAAAAGUGUUUAUAAAUAAUAUUAUCCGUUUUCAUCAUUUGCACAUUUUCUUAUUUAUGCAGCCGAUAUCUUGUCUCGUGUGUCUUUAACAGUUGCUCGUGUUUAUAUAUUUGAAUAAAAUGUUCUGCUGUUUCUCUUCUA